AUGGAAGCUCUGCUGAAGACUAUCCCCUACUCCCCGACUCUGCCUGUCACCACCUCCACUAGCGAGCUGAUCCCCAUAGAGGUCCACAACCUUCUCAAACUCUCCCACCCUAACAUUCAGAGACUCCUGGACUUCUCUUACCGGAGUGAGACUAAAACCUGGACCCUUACAUUGGAGUACUCCAGUAACUGGGAGCCUCUCUCUGAUGUCCUUAGAGCCAACUAUCUUGACGAGGACCAAGUUAGAGACAUCAUCCAGCAGCUGCUAUCCGCUGUUGUUCACUGCUUCAACAACGGAGUUGAUCACCGUGAUAUCUCUAUCGACAAUAUCUACUUAGACCUGGAAACUAACGACAUUAAACUGGGAAACUUCCAGCUCUCGGCCAUAUUCUCAGUUCUGCCUCACUCCCUGAAACCCCUCACUUCUUCACUCACUUCUGCACCUCCUGAACUGUACCGACACGGCUCCUACUCCCCCCAAUGUGCUGUGGUUUGGUCUGUGGGAUGUCUUCUGUUCGAACUCCUGUCCGGUUCUAAACCCCUCCUCUCUACUGCUGAUGCUGCUCGGAAUAACGUGAGGUGGGAGAUGUUACCUCCAAACUCUGUAAGCUCUGAUGCUUACUCCCUGAUCUUGCAAUGUCUCAACCCUAACACUCAACACAGGCUAAAUUUUGACAAACUCGUCAAGCAUCCUUGGAUUGUCAACGAGACAUUAGUGUGA
This is a messenger RNA of Bolinopsis microptera, 720 nucleotides long. RefSeq names its product serine/threonine-protein kinase pim-1-like. The record is from RefSeq and is a predicted model, not a curated record. Gene Ontology annotation, biological process: protein phosphorylation; intracellular signal transduction. Lineage: Eukaryota; Metazoa; Ctenophora; Tentaculata; Lobata; Bolinopsidae. Bases 1 to 720 code for a protein of 239 amino acids. Gene Ontology annotation, molecular function: ATP binding; protein serine/threonine kinase activity. The transcript has a single exon. Gene Ontology annotation, cellular component: cytoplasm.